GGGUCGAGGAGCGCGCGGCGGCAGCGGCGGCCGGGCCUAGUCGUUGCUUUCGCUCGGGCGGCGGUGAACGCCUGGGAGCGGUCGGCGGGGAGCGAGGUUCCCGGACUGAACUCCAAUGUCCAGCAAUGGAUGACGACAGCCUGGACGAGCUUGUGGACCAAAGCCCAGGGCCGGAAGCACACCUGCCCCUCAGCGCUGCUGCCCUGGCUGGAGCGAGCGGCGAGGAUGACAGCGGGGGCUCCGAGGACUCGGGCAGCGAGCUCAGCACCAGCACCGAUGGGGAAGACGAGGAGGGGGACCUGGAAGACGGGUCUGGUUCGGAAGAUGCCGCCGCUGACGACGCCGAUGACGACGCGGGAACGGUGCCGGCAGCAGACACCCGGGGGCUGCUGGAGGCCGGUGGUGCGUGGGACUCUGAGGACGACUCUGAGAGCUGCCCGAUCUGUCUCAACACUUUCAGGGACCAGGCCGUGGGGACGCCGGAGACCUGCUCCCACUACUUCUGCCUGGACUGCAUCGUGGAGUGGUCCAAGAACGCCACUUCCUGCCCGGUGGAUCGGACUGUGUUUCACUGCAUUUGCAUUCGCGCCCGGCUCGGUGGGGAGGUCCUGAAGAAGGUCCCGGUGGAGAAUGCCCGCGCUGGAGAGGAGGAGGAGGACCCGACCUUCUGUGAGGUGUGCGGCCGCAGUGACCGGGAGGACCGCCUGCUCCUCUGUGACAGCUGUGACGCCGGGUACCACAUGGAGUGCCUGGACCCCCCGCUCCAGGAGGUGCCGGUGGACGAGUGGUUCUGUCCGGAAUGUGCCGUCCCCGGAGCCGCUGCGCCUCCCACAGACACAGACUCUGUGACCGAGGAGGAGGUCUCCCUGCUCCUGGCCGACGUGGUGCCCACCGCCAGCCGGCUGCGGCCUCGCAUGGGGCGGACCCGGGCCAUCGCCCGGACGCGGCAGAGCGAGCGAGUCCGAGCCACGGUGAACCGGAACCGCAUGUCCACGGCCCAGAGCACCCAGCACAUCCCGCGGUACCUCAUGUCCUCUCCGCUGGACGAGACCAUCGAAGCCGUUGUCUCUGGCCUGAGCACGGCCGUGUACCCACGCCCCGUGGCGCCGCUGGCCCCCGCCAAGCGCAGGAGGAAAGCAAGGCGACGGAGGAAGGUGCGGGGGAGGAAAACCCAGUCCAAACCGGCCGCGAGCGGCAGGAGCUCUGGGUCAAGGUCCAAACGACGCCAAGGCCGCGCCAAGAGGAGAAAAGGGAAGAAGAUAAAGAGCGAAGCCACGGCCCGCUGCCGUAUCGCGCGGGCGCUGGGCCUGCGGAGGCCGACCCGCGGGGCCUGCAUCCCCUCUGUGUACAAGCCUGCGGACCCCUCCCUGGGGCUGAUGCGUGCGGACAUCGGGGUCGCCCCCCUCUCUCUGUUCGGAGACCCGUCUGAGCUGGACCCUGUCGACAGUAGCAGUGAAGAGCUGGCUGCCAGCCCUGCGUCCCCGCUGAGAGCCAAGAGGAGGGUUCUGUCCCACUCGGCCCUGCGGUCGCACCAGCCCGUGGCCAGGCCUGUCUCUGCGGGGCUCUCCAGGAGGAGCCCCCCCAGUGCAGUGGCCGAGCCGGAUGCGGGCGAGGCGCCCGUCCCGGACCUGCUGGGCAGCAUCCUGUCGGGCCAGAGCCUGCUGCUGAUGGACGGCGCCGACGUCACCAUCCACCGUGACGGCUCGCUCAGCGCCAAGCGCGCAGCGCCCAUUUCUUUCCAGCGCAACUCAGUGGGUUCGUCCCAGAAGGGAGAAGGCCCGGGGCCCAGGGACGGCCCGCAGCCCCCAGCACCAAACCCGGGGAGGCCAGGACGCCUGGGAUCACGCUGCCAAGGCAGGCCCGCCCCCUCCCGCGUCCCCGUGCUCACGUCCGGGGCUGCGGUGAGACUGGACUCUUCAGCGACCCCUCGGUCAGGCCAGGCCCAGAACCUGUCGAACGCAAGCGGCCCUGGCUUGGAACGACAGGACCGCCCCCACGUGAGUGGUGGCGAUAAGCCCCCUGCGCCUCUCCGAUUCACGUCUGAGGCCUCACACGGCGGCUCUGACUUGCCAGCCAAGAGCGCGGUGCCAGGACAGGCCCCAAAACUAGCUCCUAGGAGGACGGACAUCUCCGAGCUUCCGCGGAUACCGAAGAUCAGGAGGGACGGCAGCGGGCGGGCGGGCUCAGCCCCGGCCCCGACGGGUGGGCAGCCUGUCGAGAUCCCCAGCUCCUGCAUCAGUCGGCUGACGGGCAGGGAGGGCCCUAGGCGGCCUGGCCUCGGCCCCCGGGCCGAGGGCGAACCCCGUGGCAGGGGCGCCCAGGAGCCCAGUGUGCACUCUGGGGCCGGUGCCCAGUCCCCCGCCCCGCUGGGGCCCUCAAGGGGGAAGGGUGGCAGCUCGACCUUCGAGAGCUUCCGGAUCAAUAUUCCUGGGAACACGGCGCACUCUAGCAGGCUCUCCAACCCUGGCUUCUGCCACACGUUCCGGCCUGUCGAAAACAAGGUGCAGAGGAAAGAGAACCCCUCGCCCCUCUUCUCCCUCAGGAAGACGAAGCAGCUCAAGAGCGAGAUCUACGACCCCUUCGACCCCACGGGCUCCGACUCCAGCUCCGCAGGCAGCAGCCCCGAGCGCCUGGGCUCUGGCCUCCUGCCCUCGGAGAUCACCCGCACCAUCUCCGUGGGCAGCCCCAGGACGCCGCCCUCUCAGACUGUCCGCUGUGUCACCUCCUACACGGUGGCAGCCGCCUUCGGGGGGGGGCCCGAGCCUUCCUGGGGGCCUCCCUCCAGUGGGCUCACGCUCCAGGACGAGGGGCCUGCUGGCGAGCCGGGAGAGGAGGAGGAGGCAGCGGGGUCUGCCGGGGACCCGGGCCCAGGCGCUCGGGCACAGAGGCCAUCGCCGUCCCGGCUGGAGCCCUGGGAGGACGAGGACCGCCCGCCCCGCAGCACCUUCUUCGGCUCCGAAGAGCGGACGGUGAUGUGCGUGGCCGUGGCGGAGCCUGAGGCCCCACCGACGACCACCCACAGGGUCGUGGAGCUGCGGCCUCCGUCCCGCUCCCGGUCCACGUCCAGCUCCCGAGGCAGGAAGACAGGCAAGAGAAAGCAGGCUGCCGCCCGGGAGCAGAAAAGGACCCGCUCUGGCUCCCGCUCCGGCUCCCGCUCCGGGGACAGGAGCUCCAGGUCUGCGUCACCACCAGUGGGCGAGGACCACGCCAAGAAGCACCAGCCCAAAGUCAGGGGCCGGAGGUCUUCCAGCGACCGCUCCAGCAGCCUCGAGCGAGCCAAGCGGAAGAAGGCCAAGGACAGGAGCAGGGAGAGGAAGCGGGAGUCCUGGGGCCGAGGCCGGCGGAGGUCCCGGUCCCGCUCCGGCAGCCCUGGCAGCUCCUCCCACGAGCACCGUGAGAGCCGGAGGAGGAAGAAGCGGCGGUCAGGGUCCAGGUCUCAGGGGAGGGGGUGCUCUCCCCCCAGCAGCCUGGAGAGGGCCCGGAGGCCCCACCACCCCAGGGGCAGGAGCCGCGAGCGGCCCCGAGACAGGCGGGGCUCCCGUGAGAGGAGGAAGCACAGGUCCAGGUCCCCCAGCACAGAGCACAGGUCCCGGGAGCAUCGGUGGCCUCGUUCCCGAGAGAAGCGGCCUCGGCCCCGCUCCCGCUCCCGCUCCCGCUCCCCGGAGAGGAAGGGGCCCGUGAGGGAGGCGUCCCCGGCACCCCCGGCCCAGGAGGAGCCGGCGCCAGGCAGAGAGCAGCUGGCCAGACCGCCAGGUGCGGAGGCCUGGCCGGAGGGGGCUGAGGCCGACCAGGCCCCCUCGCAGGCCCCCCCUGUCCCAGAGGUGCCGUCCGAGUGUCCGCCCGAGGACCUGGAUUACGGUGACUCUGUCGAGGCGGGGCACCUCUUUGAAGACUUUUCGAGCGAAGGCGUCCUCACACAGCUGGAUGACAUGAGCUCCCCGCCUUCCCCGGAGAGCACAGACUCCUCGCCAGAGCGGGGCUUCCCGCCCCUCCCGGCCGGGCCCCCCGCCCGCCAGCAGCCGGAUGCUGGCUUGGCCGGGCCCCAGCUCAAGAGGGAGGUGCUGCCGGUCCCCAGGGAGGAUUCUGUGCAGCCCGCACCCUGGGUGGAGGCUCCCCAAGAGAAGGUCCCGUCCCAGCAGGACCAGGCCAAGGCCUUCGUGCCGGGCGCCCUGGGAGGCCAGGCCGCGGGCGGGGCGCCUGCAGGGCAGGAAGAAGUCCCCUGUCAGGCGGCCGUGCUGCGGGCGAAAGCGCCGGUGAAGAGAGUCACCUGGAACCUGCAGGGGGCGGCAGGGGGUGCCCUGGCUGCGGACAGAGGCCUGCGGACGCCGCUCCCCAGGACCCCGCAGCCCCGGGAAGAGGCCUGGGGACCCGAAGAUGGGGGCCCUGCCGUGGACACCCCGCAGGCACCCUGCCCGGAGCCCCUUCCUCCUGGUUGCAGGCUCCCAGAGCCUGGCUUCCCCAACGCUGACCUCACUCAGGUUUACAGCCCCAACCUGCCUCCCGCCCUGGCUCUGCCCGCGAGUGCCCUGCCCUAUGCAGCGGCCAGCCAGCCCCCGGUCCAGCUCAGCCUGCAGGGCAGCCUUCCCCUGGCUGGCUGUGGGGUGGCCCCAAGCCCGGCCCCAGUGCCCGUGCCCGCCGGCCUGACCGCAGCCUCAGAGCCGGCUGGCCACGCCGUCGCUGCCACCAACAACUCAGAGGAGAAGUCGGCUGCUCCCCGGCCAGCCGCAGAGAAGGCCAAGAACGAGGAGUACAUGAAGAAGCUGCACAUGCAGGAGCGGGCAGUGGAAGAGGUGAAGCUGGCCAUCAAGCCCUUCUACCAGAAGAGGGAGGUGACGAAGGAUGAGUACAAGGACAUCCUCCGGAAGGCCGUGCAGAAGAUCUGCCACAGCAAGAGCGGGGAGAUCAACCCUGUGAAGGUGGGCAACCUGGUGAAGGCGUACGUGGACAAGUACCGGCACAUGCGCCGGCACCGGCGGCCAGAGGCCGGAGAGGAGCCUACAGCCCAGGGCGCCGAGGGCUGAGGCCGGCCCGGCAGUGCUGCGGGGCGUGGCGGCGGCAACAGACGGGGCCGCCCAGCGGUGUUUCAGGGCUCCUGUGAUCACGCGUGGUCUGUGUGUCUGUCCUGCUCAGCUUCAAUUGGACUUUUUUAUAUGUACAUUAUAGAUACACUGUUUCAUUGUGUUCUAAUUUAUC
Messenger RNA from Pteronotus mesoamericanus, 5193 nucleotides. RefSeq names its product PHD and ring finger domains 1 (gene PHRF1). NCBI's taxonomy places the organism in Eukaryota, Metazoa, Chordata, Mammalia, Chiroptera, Mormoopidae. Bases 126 to 5021 code for a protein of 1631 amino acids. The transcript is spliced from 18 exons. The record is from RefSeq and is a predicted model, not a curated record.